Messenger RNA from Chaetomium strumarium, 1483 nucleotides. RefSeq lists its product as uncharacterized. Lineage: Eukaryota; Fungi; Ascomycota; Sordariomycetes; Sordariales; Chaetomiaceae. Bases 172 to 1332 code for a protein of 386 amino acids. The record is from RefSeq and is a predicted model, not a curated record. The transcript is spliced from 3 exons.
GAUUCACAGCGUUUGACAUCGCACUUCCAGGCCAACAGAGGUUCCAAAUCUUACGCAACGGUUCGCGUGCUUUCAUACUCAGUGGAAUAACUACCACCCACACGCAACUAUCGGCCUCCGUUUGCUAGAACCCGCCCUCCCUCAACUUCUCCUAAUAGGACGGUGUUGAAGAUGGCGGCUCGACGGCCGCCGCUGCCGCUCGACUUGCUGCCGCAAAUUGUUAACGAGGUGAUCGUCACAACAGGCAAGGCGUUCAAGGCCGCCAAACGAGAUGGUAAGGCCAAUCCGGCCGAGGUGUCUGUGGCGAUUAACGAGCGGAUCCCCGCGGCGGUGGAAAGGUUCAACUCUGUUUUGGAUGAUCUGGAAGCCGAUAUCCUUCGGGCCAAAUCGGUUCUCCUGCGGGACCUCAACCAGAUUAGGGCGCAGCGCAACCCGCCCCCGCCAGAGCCCAAGCCGGUUGCCCCUCCGGCGCCGAUGUCUAUCGACUUGACGUCUCCCAAGCUGACUGCGAAGCCUGAGCCCUUGACUGGUUUGCCAGGUCCGACUCCACCGGUCAAUCAGGCCAACAAGCCGGUUGCCCCAUUCCCCAACAUGGGAUUUGAUAGUGCAUCGCGCCAGAUGGCGCCGACGCCUUCCCCAAAGAUGGCUGCCAAACCGAGAGAUGUCAAGGGCCAUGGCAGGCCGGCUGGAGCGGUCGGCGGCGUGGCGGCCGGCCGGGCCUCGACCGCUCCGCUGAAGAAGGAGACCAAAGUCCCGGCACCCCAAGUGCCGAGGCCGGGAGUGGCGGCAACAGCACCUCAACCCACCCUCAACCCUUCGGCCCCAAUCAAAGGGUCCCCGACUACCGUGCCGAGUAGGCCAGCACCGGCCACGACGAAGACCACGAUCAAUGCUCCGGGGCCAGCAGCUCGGUCAUCGGCCCCACCGGCGGCUGGAAACGAGAAGCUGUUCACAGACAUGACAUUUUCACCAGCACCUCCUCCGAGAGACCUGCCAACGCCAAAGCAAGGGACGCAACCGCCGGCGAACCCACCAGCGCAACAACCGCAACCCCCAGGGGCCGGUGCUGCCAAUCUCGGGGCCGGAGAGCUGCCAGGGCUCAGCAUGGAGCCACUCGCAAGGGGCCCGGCGGACGUGGCUGACAUGUCCAGCGUGGAUGCUAAGAUCGACGGGCUCUUCAGUCUGGGCUCAGGCGACAUGGAGAAUCUCAACCAUGACUACGGCUUCGGAAGCGGGGAUAACAGCAACUUCAACGAUAUGUACUUUGCCACGGCCGACAGCAAUGGCGGGGCAGGAGAUCUCGACGACACAUUUUUCAGUCUUAAUGGGUGAUGGGGGGAACACCGUGGCGUUGAUCAACGACUAUGGGACAAAGAGUUUUGGGAUGCGUAGGCAGAGAUACGCAGCUCAGGGCUUCCAGUUGGCUUUGGAGGCGUUAGAAGGUCUUGAGGACUCAUUCCAAGGAUCAGAACUAAAAGAAGAA